This is a messenger RNA of Rotaria socialis, 1185 nucleotides long. The record is from the annotation of a GenBank genome assembly. Lineage: Eukaryota; Metazoa; Rotifera; Eurotatoria; Philodinida; Philodinidae.
AUGGAAAUGGGACUGCAACCAAUGGUGUGUGUUGCUCAAGAUUAUUUUCAAGAAAAGCUUAUAGACGACUUACGGUUACGCAAAACGAUUCUUGAAUUACCUGACAACAAAACGGAGCAUCUUCCAGGCUAUUUAUCUCUUGUACCUGGAAUGCCAGUUUUACUUACAGAAAACGUGGCUACAGAGCUCGGACUCUCCAAUGGUACACGUGGAAUAUUCCAUCAACUUGUAUACGAAGAAUCUUCAGCGGAUAAUCAAUUUCAAGACAGGAAUUUUCCAACAAAUACCAAGUUUAUCACUCAACCAAAAUACGCCUUAGUAGAAUUUCCCAAUUGCAAACUUGAUUCUGAACUUGCUGAACUUCAAGCCAAGAUAAUUCCUAUACCAAUCAGUGAGCAAAUAUUUCUGUUUGAUGUUAAGGAGCUUCUUGCAGAAAAUGUUGCAAAAGCCGCAAAAAUUAACAAAAAAAACACAAAAAUCUCAAUCAAGCGUAAAGCGCUUCCUUUAAUUCCGGCCUACAGCAUGACAACACAUAAGAGCCAAGGCCAAACGCUUGGCAAAAUUAUCAUUGAUCUGGUCAUGCCACCCGGCCCAGUAGAAGUCGCAUCGGUUUACGUUCCACUAUCACGAGUGAAACAGUUGGAUGAUUUACAGAUCAUACGUCCUUUUGAAUUCACAGCUCUUCAAGUGAAACCAUCAACAGCACAGCGUGAAGAGCUCAAAAGAUUGGACCGAAUCGCAAAAACUACUCCAAAACGUUUUCCAAUAUCUAUUAUUAAACCAAAUGAAGUGGAAUUAGCUCAUUUAUAUUAUUUACCAAAAGCCCAUAAACCUGGCAUUCCUUUAAGACCGAUUAUUUCUGGUUUAAAACAUCCUACGAUUAAAAUAUCAAAAUUUUUUGAUGAUUUACUUCGAACAUUAUUCGAUCAGAUGGCUUUAAAUUCUACUGUCACUUCUGGUUUCGAUUUAGUUAAACAACAAGGUAACGCGACGUUUGCGUCGCCAACCCUCUACUGAAAGGAUUUCGUCAUGUGGAACGUAGCUAUCCAAAACUAUCUAGCUGUGAGACUUCACAUUUUAUAGCUUCGAAAUGAUUUUCAUGGAAAACACGAUUGAUAACCGAGCAUAAAUAGAAAACUUGCUUGGAAGUAUCACCAAGAAAGCGGCAUUUAAUUACUACUUACU